AUGAUUGCCUGCUGUGACCACCACACGGGUCUGAGAGGUCCGGGCCCCCACUCGGCACGGCUUCUCCCACUCCCGCACAGUUCCCCCCACCUCCUCAGCAGCCUGGACGCCAGGCCGCCGUCCCUGUCGCUCCCCUUUCCUCCUCGUCACAGCCUCGUGCGCAAUGCCGCCCUUUCCUCCGAUCCCCGCCACCGGCACCCCGCUUCCGCUAGGCUUGCACCCGGGUCCCCAGGUGAUGCAAAGGAGGCUCCGCUUCCGCGUCGGCGAGAGGCGUGGGCCGUGACAUCACUGCGCCCUGACGUCAGACCGACGUGCAGCGGUCGCCCGGGAGACUGGGGAAGCCGUUUCUCACCCCAAGGAGCCGAGGGCUUAGACUGUUCUUCUCCAGUGCUCUCUUGGGGAAUUAUGGAUCGUCACAUUCCCAUGCAUGCACUACCCAAGGAAAUCCAAAAGAUGUCUCCCGAAGAAACAGUCUGUAAAUACUGUGGUGUCAGCUAUCUAAUUCUUCAUGAAUUUAAGGCUAUGGGAGAGAAACUGAAAGCAACAGAAGAAAAGAUGAAGUUCUAUCAAGGAAGCGCAGAACGUGAAAAGAGCCUUCAAGACAGGCUGCAGUCUCUUAGCCAAGAGUUUGAGGCGUAUAGGACUGAGAGUGAAAUCAAAAAAGAAAGACUUCAAGAUGCAAGCAUGCAGUUAAAAAAGCAACAAAAUGAAUUUCAGAGAGUACAGAAAGAAUUAAGUUGUCUACAACAUGAAUUUAAAAUUAAAGAAAAACAAUUACAACUCUCCAGCCAAAGAUUAUCAGAAUACAAAUACUUCUGGAAUAAGACUCUUUUAUUACUUGCUUUUACUAAAAGGGAACUAACCAGUAUUAAAUAUGAGAUAUAUGAUAAUUUUCAAAACUGGACUUCACUGAAAGGAGAAGUUUUUCUACAAAUUAAAUCUAUAAGUGAAACGGCCUUGGCAGAUUUACAGUGUCAGGUAGAGGCGCUUGGAUUAAAACUUCAGAAGACAGUGAUAGAGCUGGACAGCUGCAAAGAAAUGCUCAUGAAAAAAUCUGAUGAAGCUGAUAACUAUCAGAGAGAACUUAGAAAACUGAAGUUUGAAUCAAUUAUUUCUGAGUCAAGGCACAGUAGGCUGCUUAAAGAAAAAGAAGACUCUUUAAAGAUUUGUCAACAAAUAUAUAAAACUUUACGGGAAGAGCUGAUAACAAAAGAAAGACAAGAAGAAGAUAUAAAAAGAAGAGUCAACCUUGCAGAAAAUGAGCUAGAAAUGAGCAAAACGCUUCUGGAUCAGACAAAGGAAGAAGUUGUGACACUGCAGAAUGAAAGGGAAUUGUUGCUGGUUUCACAUCAAAAAAGCCUGGAGCAGCUGCAGGGAGUGCUGAGACAGAGGCUGCUGAGUGAGGAGAACAAGAGGGAGAAGAUAGAAACUGAACUCACCAGGGAGAGAGCCCAACAUGUAAUUGAGCUCCAGGAGCAAGCUCUUCUUUUCAAGGAAGAAGCAAAACUGGAACUUGAUGUUGAAAAAGAAAAACACCAGGAACUAAUCCAAAAGCAUAAGAAAGAACAAGAAGAACUACAAAUGAAGAUAUCUGACUUAAUCACAGGUGCUACAAGAAACCUUAGGCUAGAAGUGUUGACUCUAGAGGAAAAACUCCAUGAAUCCUACAUGCAAUACACCAGAGAGUCAGAGUCAAAGAAGAAAGAAAUUGAAAACUUAAAAAAUUUGGUUGCAGAAUUUGAAUCUCGCUUAAAAAAGGAAACCAGCAGUAACGAUUCUGUUUCAGAAGACUUGAAGAAGAAAAUGAAACAGAAGUCAGAUGAGCUGCAAAGAGUAAUGCUGGCCCAAGCACAACUGUUGCAGCAGUUUAACCAGUCCCAGGAAGAGAACACUUUUCUUCAGGAAACAGUGCGGAGAGAGUGUGAAGAACGCUUUGAACUGACAGAGGCUUUGAGUCAAGCCAGAGAACAGCUCCUGGAGCUGAGGAAGAGCGGUGAAAGCUUACAGUGUUCCCUGAGCAAGGGCAGCCUAACCUACCGUGCCACAGCAGUCAGUAAUCACCGGGAACGAAGCAGCAUGAGACCGAGCUAUGGGAAAGACAUCAACACCCCCAGCCUGCAUGGAGUGUUAAAACCCACCUCUUCCCCAACCCCAGAUAAGCUCAAGAAGGUCAGCUGCUCAGGACUGCUUAUCCUUCCCCAACCAUAUCCCUCCAGGGGCAGAGUGUCUUCAGUGAAUGAGGCCAGGCGGAGGCUGGCGGCCAUCCUUCGGCCAUCCUUCGGAAGAGGCUGAGUCAGCAGUGAUGACCCAGAGUCAGGAUCAGCCCCACCCAGUGCUCAAGUCCCUUCACACCGUGCCAGAGACUCACUGUAACUGAGGGUGCCCGGGAUCCAAGCGUGUCUGUAGAUAAGUUUAACAAGGGAUGUAAAAAGCUAGGAAACUGUGAAACGGCAUUUCCAAGGGGCCUUUGAAAUUGCAACAGAUAAUGAAGUUGGUAUUUCAUAGUACUGAUUUCUACAUGUAUGCAUUGUGUUUUAGAUGUGCUCUGGGGAUACGCCCUUUUAGAAAUCACAAGUAAAAAUUUCUCACCCAUAGCAUCUUUUCUUUCUUU
Molecule: messenger RNA, 2611 nt
Organism: Nannospalax galili (Upper Galilee mountains blind mole rat)
Lineage: Eukaryota; Metazoa; Chordata; Mammalia; Rodentia; Spalacidae
Gene: Lekr1
Product: leucine, glutamate and lysine rich 1
Exons: 12
Coding region: 1-2292 (763 amino acids)
Source: RefSeq, a predicted model, not a curated record